CUGCACAGUCCUCAGUGUGCCUGGGGCAUAUGGCACUCCCUCUUAUGCCCGCCCCCUCUGGACAGCCCUCCCACCCCUCCUCCCUCCAGUGGGGAUUUGUCUCUCCCAGGCAGAGCCUCUGGUUUGUAAUCAGAUGACAGGAGCCGAUAAUCUGACACUGCCAUUGCUCUGCUUUGUUCACUUCUUCACAAAGUAAGGGAGAAGGAGGAGGAGGAGAAGAGUGGAUAGGAGAGAGGGAGGAGGGGGAAGAGGGACCGAGGUGGGAGCUUUCCGGUCAGUUGGAGAGAAGAGGGGAUAGUGGGAAGGUCUUUCAUCAUGACAGAGGGAAAGCGUCCUGCGUCUGAAAUCUAUGCCACCAGGAACCAUCUUCGUUCUGCUGGAGCAGAGAUGGAGGAUGACCGUGAGCAUCCCAUUAUCUCCUUAUCUAAGAGUUUCACAGACAUGGCGAGUGGACCUCCUCAAAGAAUGGAGCUAGCCUGGUGCUGGCAGAACAUUCGCAAAAGUGCCAGCAGUGCAGUGUGCCCUCAGAGGCCUGCCAGCAUGGGGGGACCAGUCAGAGAUGUGCAGGCUACUUUAGAAUUUGAGCAAGGUAGUACUUAUAGUGGCAAUAGCACCCCGGAGACAGUCAUCUGGCACGGAGGAACUACAAGACCUUGGAGCAUCACAGAAGAUUCACCUGCAAGAACGACACCAACACAGGAGCAUUUCCUUGGACGGCAGCGGGCCUAUACUAGUGAAAGGUGCACUCCAUGUUCCCCAGCCAUGCACAGGGACUUAAGGAUGGAGUGUCUGGAGGGCAGGGAGACAUGCUGCCAACAUAGUAGAAUGGCUGGGGAGAACCUUAAAGCCUGUAACUGUUCCAGAAUGGUCUGCGGCAUGAUGUCUCCUGCUCUGAGCUCCAGACCCUGUCUGAGAAGUGCACACAGUCUUGCACAGCAAGGAGUAGAUGCAGAGGUUUGCACUUUCAAAGGUGAUGGCCACCAUUUACCUGGGAGCAACACAUGCAGGGCUGCUUGUGUUAGCAAUGCACUGAAUGCGGGCUCCUUGGGAAAUUCUUGCACUGUUGUACCUUGUCCUGGACAUUUGAUAUCUCUGCCAGCCUGUGGAGGAAGUCCUUGUCCAGGCCAGAGAUCUCUACUCCAUUCAAACUUGCUUGGUUUCCCACCGCUGGUGUCUUCAGUCAGCGAGACAGGACUAAAUAACCGGGCUGCAGGUCACUGCUGUGGAUCUGAACUAGGCGGGAAGAACCCCUCAGCUCUUAAAAUAGACCACUCCAGCCAGUCUGGGUUUUGCCAUCGGACAAUGAGAGAUGCCUCCACUAUGACAUCAGAGCAUGACUUUAAAGAAGUUGGUGUGCAAACCAUGUCUAGCUCACCUGUUUCUCAUCUCUCCGACAUGUUCACUGGGAUUAGUUUGACUGAUGGUCCUAGUUCAGAUAUUUUUCCAACAGCAGAGGAUGCAGGGACAAAGACCCCCAUCAAGGAGGUGGAAUGGGACGCAGAGGGAAUGACAUGGGAGGUAUAUGGAGCAUCUUUGGAUCCAGAGGAGCUCGGCCUGGCCAUCCAGCGUCACCUAGAGCUGCAGAUCAAAGAGACCGCUGAGGCAGCUGCUGCCGAAAAGAAGACAUCAGUGGAAAACGAUUGUGGGUCAAGACAACAGAGCAAGAAACGGAAAGGUGGAAGUGUGGUACAAUCUCUGCGCAGACCGGCGUGCUGCUCUCGCUCCAGUACUGUGGAGGACUAAGAUCUAAGAAGAAGAUGAAGAACACUAAAAGUGUAGUUGACCUCUAACACCUGUAAAUGGCCUUCUUUAAAUCCCAAGCACUUCUCUUGCCAACAUAUUGGAUGCAGAGUUUAUUAUAGAAAAACAAGCAGAAUCAGUAGUUUGCAGUUUGGCUCUACCUUAACCAAGGACUUCUCUUAAAAGAUAUCUGAGAAAUUUGAGGGCUUUGCUGUCCUACAUGGAGGUAAGAGUUAGAUCCUGAUUCUGGACUCUUACACUCAGGGACAACUUCAGGCAAUACAUGACGCUAACACACACCAACACAGACAUGCCCACGCACAUUCCAAAUGUACACACUGUGCCAAAUUCAACUGAUGAAGUGAAAUUGAAUGUUGUAAAGAGAUGAAGAAAUGAAUGUGAAGAUGUCUAUACCUUAAUAUAUACAGUAUUGUGCAAAGAUGUUAGGUACAUGCAGUACAAUGCUUACUUGCAUGCUUGCUGUACCUUAAAAAGCAAUGAGCUGCAUAGGUAUUAAUAACUUCCUAGUAAACUGCAGUAAACGAAUAAACCUAAAUUAAAUCAAAACAUUUGCUUUAAAAACUUUCUCAGUCAUUCUGCUAUUUCAGUUAUUUAAGCUAGUAUAUUAUCUCUUGCUUCAGUUUUUGCAUGGAGGGUUCUAUGGGGGAGAAUCAUCUGCUAUUUAUGGCUGUUUAUUUAAGGUCACUGUCGUGGUGGAGAAUAAAUCUGGGUCCAAUCAGAGACCUGCCUGAUGGAGCUGCAUGAUACAUAACAAUCUGUCUGAAUCCUGAAUGCAGCUCCAAACAGCUCCUUCUGCACUGUGAUUGUCCUCAACUUUGGAAACACCUGUUUGCUGUAAAAUGUCUGCUUGAGUGAGAUCUUGCUCAAGAAUGAUGAUCAACUUAUAAUUUGAUGCCACAUUCAUUUUUGCCAUGAUGUAAAAUUUUAAGGCUUAACUGCUACAAUGUGCCACAGUCAUGGUUGCUCCCCGCAACAAAAAAAAUCCCAAUCUAGUUUAAUUUCCUUUCUGCUAAAGGAAUGUUUGGAAAUCUAAACUAUGUUGUUUCUAACUGAAACACUUUAACAGAAGACUUUAAAUAUUCUGUGCCUAAAACCUUUGCACAUUACUGUAUACACAGAAUACAGUGUACCAUUAUUUAACAGCAGUUUCAUCAAUUUAAAAAUUUCACCGACACAAACAAAACAGACACACAAAACAUGUUUAGACAAAAAUUAUAGCCACCAUCAUUACUCAUGCAGUCUCUUAAAUGCAAGAAUUCAUACCUUCAUUCCUCCUGCUCACAGCUCACUGUAUACAGCAAAUGUCUGAAAAAUAACAAUAGUUGUAUUUUAUGUCCAUUACAAUAGUUUGCCUUGUAUCUUUAAACCAAAUUAAUUACCAAAAUCAUUUUUGCUGGUAAAAUCAUGGAAAGAACAAAGACAUUAUAACACAAACACCAUCAUAUGCUAUCAUAAACCAAAUACUUACCUCUUGCUUACAUUCAACUGCAUGCUUUCAACAGAUUUCUGUAUUCUGUUCAGGGAAACUACAGUUACAGUAGUGUAGUAAUUUGCAGUAUACUGUAUAAAUAACAUUCAAGGGUUAUAUUAAAUUCAGUCAGUUAAGCUCUAAUAGAUGUUUGUUCUCAAGUAAUUUAUGCUUUUGUAUUUUUUAUUAUUUGGCCAGUAUUGUACUUAAAUAUUACUGUGGAAGUAAAACUGGCUUCCUUUUACAGUCCUGCUUGAUUUUACACAAUUGUAAAACUGAAAGCUUGCCAGCCAACAGGUGGGUUCUAGGUGGGCAUGUGAUCCGACUGGGGGAUCUACAUGUUUUGUUACUGGGAUCCAGUUGGCUUCCCAAAUGGUCCCAUUGUUUCAACCCAUCUUAUAUCACAUGGGUUCCAUUUAGGCCCAGUGUGCCGUGUACAACCCAAAUACACUCGUCCCAUCACUGACAUCCAUAUGUGGGUUAAAUAAAAAUUAAAUAAAAGUAUUUCAAUUUAAAUUGAUUAUUUUUAUAAGUAAUAGAAAAGUCUAAUCACAGAUUCUGCUACAUACCUAUAACUUAAAGGACUGUAAAAGGAAGCAUUAAAUAUAGAAUCUAUUGUGAUUCUACAUUUGACUGAUGUAAUCAGUUGAAAGUAUACAGGUGAAAGGUCACUGAAGAGACUUACUGUGUUUCUGUGAGUGAAUGUGUAUUAUGCCAGUUCUGGUCAAAUCUCCAGGCUGUUUUCACAGCUUUGUUCUUUUGCCAAAGCAAAUUCAUACUUUUUAUUUGACCACAUCAUUGUGAUUGACUGUCAAUAGAUACUAAUAAACACAUUACCGUAGAGGGCAGAAAGGUUUUGUUGUACAAUUUCUAAUAAAACAUAUAUUAGUGUAUUAAAAUGCUUCACAAUAGCUUUAUGUCUUAAUAAUGUGUGGGCAACAAUAAACUGUUCUAUA
Messenger RNA from Astyanax mexicanus (Mexican tetra), 4185 nucleotides. RefSeq lists its product as uncharacterized. Gene Ontology annotation, cellular component: plasma membrane. The coding region runs from base 316 to 1743 and encodes 475 amino acids. Lineage: Eukaryota; Metazoa; Chordata; Actinopteri; Characiformes; Acestrorhamphidae. The transcript has 2 exons. Gene Ontology annotation, biological process: neuron projection development. The record is from RefSeq and is a predicted model, not a curated record.